Messenger RNA from Aspergillus nidulans FGSC A4, 132 nucleotides. RefSeq lists its product as uncharacterized. The transcript is spliced from 2 exons. The record is from RefSeq and is a predicted model, not a curated record. Lineage: Eukaryota; Fungi; Ascomycota; Eurotiomycetes; Eurotiales; Aspergillaceae. The coding region runs from base 1 to 132 and encodes 43 amino acids.
AUGGUGAUUGCAUAUAAUAAAGACAGCGCUACAAAGGUCCAAGCCAUCCUGAGCUUGCAGGAUGACUGGCGUGCAUGGUUUCAAGUCAUUAAAGACCAUGCAAACAAGCAAGAAGAAUGGAAGGAUAUAUAA